This is a messenger RNA of Adineta steineri, 779 nucleotides long. The record is from the annotation of a GenBank genome assembly. Lineage: Eukaryota; Metazoa; Rotifera; Eurotatoria; Adinetida; Adinetidae.
AUGGAUCAGUAUUAGUUGCUGGUGGAGUGGGUCUUACUAGUACUGAAUUGUACAAUCCAUUAACAGGCACAUGGACAAUCACAGGAACCAUGAAUAGCGUACGAUAUUAUCACACAGCAUCCACAUUAGCAAAUGGAUUCGUAUUAGCUGUUGGUGGAGCAAGCGGCACUGGUAUUUUUGUCAAUAGUACUGAAUUGUACAAUCCAUCAACGGGCACUUGGACAAUUUCAGGAAGUAUGAGUAUCGGACGAAAAUCACAUACAGCAACCAUAUUAGCAAAUGGAUCAGUAUUAGUUACUGGUGGAACCAAUGGUGUUAAUCUUAAUAGCGCUGAAUUGUAUAAUCCAUUAACAGGUACUUGGACAACCACAGGAAACCUAAAUGUUGCACGAUCUCUUCACACAGCAACCAUAUUAGCAAAUGGAUUAGUAUUAGUUGCUGGUGGUACAAACAGCACUGGUGUUUAUCUUAAUAGUGCUGAAUUGUACAAUCCAUCAACAGGCACUUGGACAACCACAGGAAGCAUGAAUGUUGCACGAGAUUAUCAUACCGCAUCUAUAUUAGCAAAUGGACUAGUAUUAGUUGUUGGUGGUACAAACAGCACUGGCGUUUUUCUCAAUAGUACUGAAUUGUAUAAUCCAUCAACAGGUACUUGGACAACUUCAGGAAGCAUGAAUGUUGGUCGAGAUAUUCACACAGCAUCUACAUUAGCAAAUGGAAAAGUAUUAGUUGCUGGUGGAUACGGCGGCGGUUAUCUUAAUAUUGCUGAGCUUUAUUAA